AUGACGGCACCGCUCGGCCUCCCCCCGCGCUGGCCCGACGGCCUCGCCUGCCGCUGCGAGGACGCCCCGCGGGAGAAAAACCGCAUGGAAGGGUUGGGGCAUUGCCGGGAGAUGAUGCCCCACGCGGGACUCGCCGUGCCCACCGCCCCGCCGCCGCCGCCGCCGCCCCAGGGAAGCGCUUACGCGGAGCUGGCGGCCGCCGAGCCCCCCCGGCAGUGCCCGUCGGGGGCGGCUUCCAGCGCGGCGCUGGGCUACGGUUAUCCCUUCGGUGGGGGCUACUACGGCUGCAGGUUGUCCCACUCCCACGGAGUCAACUUGCAGCAGAAACCCUGCGCUUACCACCCCGGGGAGAAGUACCCCGAGGCCGGCGGGCCCCUGCCCGGCGAGGAGCUGCCGUCGAGGGCCAAAGAAUUCGCCUUUUAUCCCGGUUUUCCCAGCUCCUACCAGGCGGUCCCUGGCUAUUUGGACGUGUCGGUGGUACCGGGGCUCGGUGGUCACCCGGAACCGAGACACGACGCUUUGCUUCCCAUGGAAGGUUACCAACACUGGGCUCUUUCUAAUGGCUGGGAUGGGCAAGUGUACUGCUCCAAAGAGCAAUCGCAGUCUGCACACCUCUGGAAAUCACCUUUCCCAGACGUGGUCCCCUUACAACCCGAAGUCAGCAGCUAUCGGAGGGGACGAAAAAAAAGGGUCCCUUAUACCAAAAUCCAGCUGAAGGAGUUGGAAAAGGAGUAUGCGGCCAGCAAAUUCAUCACCAAAGAGAAGAGGAGGAGGAUUUCGGCCACCACCAACCUGUCCGAGCGUCAAGUGACUAUCUGGUUCCAGAACCGGAGGGUCAAGGAGAAGAAGGUGGUGAGCAAAUCCAAGACAGCGCAUCUCCACGCCACCUGACAGAGGAUGACUUUGGAGGAGAAGGGGCAAGGAAAAGGAAGCAAGAAACGUAAAUAUUUAUCUGGUAGUUUGUAUGAUAACAUCAUCAUCGGGACUCUGCUGAUUCCAAGUCAUUAUUUAAAAAAAAAAAAAAAAAACGACAUUCACAAAUGCACACGCGCAUCCUCCCC
Molecule: messenger RNA, 1061 nt
Organism: Aquila chrysaetos chrysaetos
Lineage: Eukaryota; Metazoa; Chordata; Aves; Accipitriformes; Accipitridae
Gene: HOXC13
Product: homeobox C13
Exons: 2
Coding region: 1-891 (296 amino acids)
Biological process (GO): regulation of transcription by RNA polymerase II
Molecular function (GO): DNA-binding transcription factor activity, RNA polymerase II-specific; RNA polymerase II cis-regulatory region sequence-specific DNA binding
Source: RefSeq, a predicted model, not a curated record